Molecule: messenger RNA, 1150 nt
Organism: Silurus meridionalis
Lineage: Eukaryota; Metazoa; Chordata; Actinopteri; Siluriformes; Siluridae
Gene: ptges
Product: prostaglandin E synthase
Exons: 3
Coding region: 108-551 (147 amino acids)
Biological process (GO): prostaglandin biosynthetic process
Cellular component (GO): membrane
Molecular function (GO): prostaglandin-E synthase activity
Source: RefSeq, a predicted model, not a curated record
UUUGCUCUGGGUGACUCACAGAUUUCCAAACUUAAGAUUGCUUAUAUAAAGAGCGCUGGAGUUCAGUGCGCAUUAGGAUCAGGGAUCCGGGGCGGUGUGGAUGCGGAAUGGACGCCAUGCUAGAAAACCCGGUCUUCUCCUCCUUUGUGUUCUACAGCACACUGUUAAUCCUGAAGAUGUACACCAUUGCUGUCAUCACUGGACAAGUGAGGCUGCGGAAAAAGGCUUUUGCUAAUCUAGAGGAUGCAGAGCGCCAUGGAGGAGCACAAUUCUGCCGCACAGACCCAUACGUAGAGCGCUGCAGGAGGGCUCAUAUGAACGACAUGGAAAAUGUCUAUCCCUUCUUUUUUCUGGGUGCCAUCUACUCCAUGACAGGGCCAUCACUGGUGAUAGCACAAGGUCACUUCCUGGUCUUCUUCUUGGGUCGAACCAUGCACACUGUGGCUUACUUGCUUGCCCUUAAAGCACCAACACGCUCAUUAUCCUACAUUAUUGCUCAAGUUCCUUGUGUCUCAAUGGCCAUCCAGAUACUUCUUACUGUGGGUUUUUAGGUGUGAGCUUAUUUUGAAGGCAGAACUCAAUAAUAUUUUAAAAUUUAAAAAUUAUUGAUAGCUAGAAGACUAAAUAUGAUACUUAAACACAGUGGAAUAAUUAAAUAAACAUUUCAUUGAUGUGUUAAAUGGAUCAUUGUUUAAAGUUGCAAGACACCAUUUCCCCCUUUUUUGAUGUGUGCAAAAAGCAGAUGUUUCCUUUUCAUGAGCUUCACCCUGUGAUUAAUCAACGGAACCUUUAUCUUUUGAGGUUUUUUUCCCCUGAUAAUCUGCCCAUUAGUGCAAAACACACAAAACAUCAUCAGCAAAAUAAAAUGGAAGAUGGAUGCCUUUUUAAACAUUACAUGCUUGAUGCUAAUUGAACAGAACAACUGAAAAUCGCAAGGCAAGAUUUCAAUUUGUAUAUAUGUUACUUGAGAUUGUUUUUUUUUAUCACACCGAAAUUUCAUCUAUGCUGGUCUAAUGUGACCUUUACCUUCAGGUAAAGGAUGCCUGAUAUUUAAUACCAGUAUGUUGUAAUAACAUUAAAAAGUUAUAGUGUAUAGAGUUUUGGUACUGUAUUUUUCCACAGUGUAUUGUAUAAUAAAUUAUUAUCUAUA